GCUGUUCAUUUCUCAAGUAAGAUAAGUAGGCAUAUAUAUAAUAAUUGUAUAAAACAUACACAUACAUGUAAUUACUUAUAAUAAUACCAUAAACCAUGGAUAAGAUAGGUGUAUUACUUUGCUUUACAUUCUUAUGUUCCAUAGCACACAUAGCUGAGGGUACAAUCUGCAAGAAUGACACAGAUUGCGGACAAGGUGAAUGCUGUUAUAUCAAACCGGAUAUGGAAGUUGUGAGCAAGAAAAGACAAGUCAAUAUUUUGCCUGUACCUGUUAUACCGGGUCAUCAUGAUACAGGUGUCUGCGAAAAAUACCGCGUGGAGCAUGAUUUCUGCGGGUUAUUGGAGCAAGUUAAUGGACAUUGUGGAUGUGGACCAGGCUUGACUUGCCAGUUUGUUCCUCUAGGAUCCACCUUGUCGUCGCUUGUUGUAAGCAAGAAGAGGGAUAUUUAUAUGCCAGGUCCAGGGCAUUUUGGUUGCGAGGUGAAAUCAUAAAUAUGCCUAAAAAGUUUGUUAUUCCAACCCAAAAUUGAAUAACAUAUUAAAUAUUUAGCAAA
Messenger RNA from Ruditapes philippinarum (Manila clam), 553 nucleotides. RefSeq lists its product as uncharacterized. The record is from RefSeq and is a predicted model, not a curated record. NCBI's taxonomy places the organism in Eukaryota, Metazoa, Mollusca, Bivalvia, Venerida, Veneridae. Bases 96 to 491 code for a protein of 131 amino acids. The transcript is spliced from 3 exons.